Gasterosteus aculeatus aculeatus (three-spined stickleback) is the source of this 2947-nucleotide messenger RNA. The record is from RefSeq and is a predicted model, not a curated record. Lineage: Eukaryota; Metazoa; Chordata; Actinopteri; Perciformes; Gasterosteidae.
AUUUGAGCCACACGGACUCAUUAGAGUGUUGCACAUUUCGGCAGAACAUGUGGAACACGCGUUUAUAUCGUCGCUGGUUUAAACUGCGGGUGGCAACAUUUUACGGUCAUUAUGAACGUAAUUUAUAUUGAAAGCAUGAAUAGAGUACAGUUAGAAUAAAUGUUAUUAGAAUUGAAUAACCUUACCUGCCUUUAAUUUCGCUGAAAAUGGGAAAAUCGAAGACCAAGAACCAGAAGAAAUCUCGAGCCACAGCUAACCAUGUGGCCGAGGAGAUCUUCUCCGCAGUUCCCCACUCCUUCGUGUUUCAUCGGGGUCUGAUUGGAAAAAACGUGGGUCGGCUCAUCGUGGAUGUGCGGAGAGUCAUGGAGCCCUUCACCGCGGAGUCUCUGAAGGUUCGGAAGAAGAAUGUGCUGAAAGACUUUGUAGCUGUUGCAGGACCACUUGGAGUGACCCACUUCAUGAUCUUCAGCAGGACUCCUAGCUCCGUCAACAUGAGACUUGCUCGACUUCCCAAAGGUCCCACUCUUCAUUUCAAAGUCCUCAAGUACUCUCUUGUAAAAGAUGUGGUUUCAUCUCUGAAGAAGCACCGGAUGCAUGAGCAGCAGUUCACACACCAUCCGCUACUCAUCCUCAAUAACUUUGGAUCCGACGGCAUGCACGUCAAACUCAUGUCCACCAUGUUUCAGAACAUGUUUCCCUCGAUUAAUGUGCACAAGAUAAGCCUCAAUAAUAUCAAGAGGUGCGUGCUGCUGAGUUACAACCCAGAGACCGAGGAAAUUGAAUUUCGUCAUUACAGCAUGAAGGUCGUCCCUGUGGGAAUGAGCCGUGGGGUCAAGAAGCUGAUGCAGGAGAGGUUCCCCAACAUGAGCAAGUUUGAAGACAUCAGUGAGCUGAUGAUAAAGGGGGCAAACCUCUCAGAAAGUGAAGCAGAGCAAGACGGGGAUCACAACAUAACGGAACUACCACAGGUCUACUCCGGACGAGGUAACAUGGCGUCCCAGCAGAGCGCCGUCCGUUUGACCGAGAUUGGUCCUCGUAUGACGCUGCAGCUGAUGAAGAUACAGGAAGGCAUGGGAAAUGGGAACAUCCUUUAUCACACCAUGAUUUCCAAGACGGAGGAGGAAAUCCAGGAGAUCCUGAACAGGAAGCAGGCUCAGCUCCAAGAGAAGCUCGGACGCCGUAAAAAGCAGGAGCAGAACAUCGCUGACAAGCAAGAGAAACGAGACGCCAACAAGAAAAAGAGCCUUGAAGGCAUUAAGAGGAAACAAGCUGAGGCCGAAGAGGACAGUGAGGUGGAGGAUCCCGGGAUGCAGGACAAUGAGGUUGCUGUUGUUGAAUCUGACGACGAGGUGGAGUACUACAGACAGGCUGUGGGACGGGAGCCAGAUGAAGACAUGUUCCCUGCGACCAAGAGGAGGCACGGCUCCGAGCGAACCCACGGACCUGCCAAGAAGAGGAAGAUGUCACCGGGUAAACCAUUUAGAAAAGACCAAGACGGCAAAUCGCCCAAGAGAAACGGCCCAGGAGGACAGAGAGACAAAAUGGGAAAGGGGUGGAAGAAGGACGGGGAGAAAGCAUUUGGCCGUGACACGAAGCCCGGCCGAAAGCCUUUCGGAGGAAAGAAACCUGGCGAGCGGGGGGAGAAGAAAUUUGGCGGGAAGAAAACGUUUGAUAAAAAUAAGGACAAAUCCUUCAAAUCUAAAGGUUCGAAAGGCAAGCCAGCCUUCAAGAAGAAAGGCGUAAGGCACGGCUCUAAACAGAGGAAAGGGAAGGGCUCCUACUUACAGUUUACAGAUUUAGGACGGCCCAGCUGUGUGGCAGCAGCAACAAACGAUCCUUUGGCAGCAAUCCCGAUGGCGCACAACUUCUCUGAGUGUGAGAAGUUCCAGAAGGCCCUGCUGCCCUCCAUGUACGGCGUCGAGUUCGUCGUGGCCCUGGUCGGGAACCUGUUCGCCCUGUGGCUGCUGGCGGGCCGAGAGAGGCGGAACUGGCACACCGGGGUGGUCCUGGCCUGUAACCUGGCCAUCAGCGACCUGCUGUAUGUGCUGACCCUGCCCCUGCUCAUCGCCUACUACUCCCUGGACAAACACUGGGUGUUUGGCGAUGCCGCGUGCAAAAUCGAGCGGUUCCUCUUCACCUGCAACCUGUACGUGAGCAUCUUCUUCGUCAUGGCGAUCGGUGUGAACCGCUGCGUGGCCCUCAAGUUUCCCUUCUUCACCCGAUCUUACUUGGAGCCCAUCCACGCCAAGGCCGCCAGUGUCCUCAUCUGGGUCCUGGUGGGGGUCAUUUCCUGCCCCGUGCUGAGGUGGGCCUCAGUUUGCCCCAGUCAACACAACAACAACACCCUGUGCGUGUCCUACUGCGACCCCAAUCCCGGUGACAAAAACUCUCACUUCUCCUACAAAGUGUUCCUGGCUGUGUUUGGUUGUGUAGUUCCCUUCUUGGUUACUUUCUCGUGCUACUUUGCGGUGAUUUCGGCGGUGUGGAAAAACAGCUCUGUGACCCCGCUGGAGAAACGUAAGGUGGCCCUGUUGGUCACAUCGGUGCUGGUGCUCUACGCCAUUUCCUUUGUGCCCUACCACGUCUUCCAGAUGUAUCACUUGUACUUGAGAAUCAAUUAUCUGAAGAGCUCCGUCUGUUGGGUGUACGACAUGUACCAGGUGUCAAAGGGCCUGGCGACUCUGAACAUGUGCCUGCAUCCAAUCCUCUACAUGGCUCUGUUUGACAGCAUGAGAGUGGCUUGUUGUGGGCGGAGCCCGGAGGACAAGCCCGACCGGGGCUGAGGAGGACGUUUGAAGCUGCUGCUCGGUAGCUUUUCUGGAAAGUCCGUCAUGUUCCAAGGCUGUGAAGAACCGCUCUAGUUUUGUGAUUUGUGUUUGCUUAUUUCAGUAAUUGUCCGGUUCAUUUUGCAAAAAUAUUUUCUGUAAUAAAUAUGGCUUUAAUGGUG